Messenger RNA from Striga asiatica, 2466 nucleotides. Lineage: Eukaryota; Viridiplantae; Streptophyta; Magnoliopsida; Lamiales; Orobanchaceae. The record is from the annotation of a GenBank genome assembly.
AUGGGUUUUCGAAUUUUUGGUUCUUUCUUGAUUCUAACGCUGCUGAGUGCUAAGGCCUUGUUUGGCCAACAACCCAACACAGACGAGUCAUUUAUUCUUGAAUUCUUGCAAAAAAUGGGCUUAAACUCCCCACAAGACAAUGGCUUUUCUGGUUCAUUUUGUUCAUGGAAGGGUUUAGUUUGUGAUGACCGUAAAGAACAUGCCCUUGAGAUAGAAUUCACUGCUCUCGGUCUAUCUGGUCCAAUUCCAGAUUCCACAAUUGGAAAGCUGACAAAACUUGAAAAAUUGGAUCUCAGCAUUAACAAAAUCAAAGCUCUCCCAUCUGAUUUCUGGAAUUUGGGCUCUCUUCACACUCUCAACCUCUCACACAACCAAAUCACUGAAAAUCUCUCUAGCAACAUUGUUAAUUUUGGGCACCUUCAAAGUUUAGACCUUUCUUUCAACAAUUUCUCGGGCAGCAUCCCGGAAGGAAUUAGCUCGCUCGCUGUUUUGAAAUUUUUGAAUCUGAGUCAUAACGAGUUCGAAUCAGCUAUCCCCUUAGGUAUUUCUCAGUGCAAGUCUUUGGUCUCCAUUGAUUUAUCCGAAAACAAUCUGAUUGGUCAACUUCCUAAUGGCUUUGGUGCUGCAUUACCACAGCUAAGAUUCUUGAGUUUAGCUGGGAACAGUAUUUUGGGUCGAGAUUCCGAUUUUUCAAUAAUGGGAUUGAAAUAUCUCAACAUUUCGGGCAAUGCGUUUAAGGGUUCUGUGGUGGGUUUCUUUGGAGGCUCACUGGAAGUGAUUGAUUUGAGCAGAAACCAAUUUCAGGGCCACAUUGCAGAAGCAAAAACGUUCAACUUGUCGAAUUUGAUCUAUUUGGAUUUGUCCGAAAAUCAGCUUAGUGGGGAGUUUUUCUUUUUCACCGGCUUGAAUCACGCUCGAAACCUCAAGCAUCUCAAUCUAGCAUUCAAUAGAUUCGCCAAACAAGAACUCACGCAAAUCGACACGCUCGAAAAUUUAGAGUAUCUGAAUCUAUCGAGCACGAACUUGUUCGGUCAAAUUCCGAGCAGCAUGUCUCGUUUAUCCCAUUUAACAAUACUCGACCUUUCCCAUAACAACUUGACUGGACAAAUCCCGCAAGCUCUAAUAACCGAGCUUCACGAGAUGGAAAAGUUCAACUUCUCUUACAACAAUCUAAGUCUCUGUGGGGCACUUUUUCCCCAAGAAACCUUACACUCCUCCUUCUUCGGAUCCAUCAACAGCUGCCCGAUUGCCGCAAAUCCCGAUUUCUUCCGGAAGAAGAAAGCAGUGCCCAACAAACACAAGGCACUGAUAAUCGCCCUUUUGCUAACAAUCUCCAUGAUCUGUCUACUAGCCGGUCUGCUCGUUUUAGCCUUCAAAUGCCGCCGGAGAAAAACGAGUAUGUGGGCCGUUAAGCAAAAUUCAUCCUACGUGGCGGAAGAAGAAGAACAACAACAACACUCGUCAGUCUCGGGACCCUUCUCGUUCGAGACGGACUCGACUACUUGGGUGGCGGACGUGAAGCAAGCAACAUCUGUCCCUGUCGUGAUUUUCGAUAAACCGCUGCUUAACUUCACGUUCGCCGACCUUUUAUCCGCGACUUCAAAUUUCGACAGGGGCACGCUUCUCGCAGAGGGCCGAUUCGGGCCGGUUUACGGCGGGCUCCUUCCGGGAGGAAUCCACGUGGCGGUCAAAGUCUUGGUCAACGGCUCGACUAUGUCAGACGAACAGGCGGCAAGAGAGUUGGAAUAUCUCGGUCGGAUCAAACACCCGAAUUUGGUCCCAUUAACGGGUUACUGCGUUGCAGGGGAUCAGAGGAUUGUACUCUACGAGUACAUGGAGAAUGGAAAUUUACAGAAUCUACUGCACGACUUGCCGCUCGGAUUAAUUUAUGCUGCCACGGAGGAUUGGAGCACCGACAGCUGGCGGUUCAGGCAGAAGAUUGCGUUAGGGACCGCGCGGGCUCUCGCGUACCUCCACCACGGGUGCUCGCCCCCGAUUAUUCAUCGAGACGUGAGAGCUAGCAGUGUAUAUCUCGACUCGAAUUUGGAACCGAGGCUUUCGGAUUUUGGGCUUGCCAAGAUUUUUGGGAAUGGGCUCGAAAAUGGGCCGCUGGGCUAUUUGCCGCCAGAGUUUGACGGAUCGUUGCCUGACCCGACUACGAAAUCGGAUGUUUAUGGAUUUGGGGUUGUGCUUUUCGAGCUGGUGACGGGGAAAAGGGCUGCGGAGGAUUUUUACUCAGAGGAGAAGGAGGGGAAUAAUAAUCUGGUGAGGUGGGUUAGGGGGAUGGUGAGGAUGAAGCAAGGUUUACGGGCCGUGGACCCGAAGAUUUGUGGGUCCGGGCCAGAUGGGCAGAUGGUGGAGGCUUUGAAGAUUGGGUAUCUUUGUACGGCCGAGCUGCCUUCGAAGAGGCCGAGCAUGCAGCAGGUUGUGGGGCUGCUUAAGGAUCUCGAGCAGAUUACGGCUUAG